CUCUCUGCUUCUCCGCCAUUUCUUUCCUGAAUUCCCGUUCGGAUCGGGUCAGUUCUCCGUGUUGUGUCCAAAGAAAAAAAAAAGUUCUUCCUCCGUGUCGCCCUUCUCGCGGAUUGUGGAAAGGCUGCUUCUUUCGUAGAUUUCCGCGUGCUUCUCGUCGAGAUUAGGAGACCAGUGUUUCGGAUCGAGCUGUUUGGGGGUGGAGAAAUUUUGAGGCCAAGAAGAGGUCGGAAUCGGAUCGGGAGUUCUUCGGGGUCGGAGUGUGCGGAAAGGCGAGGGAUUUGGGAGGAGUUCGUGUCCCAGACGCGGUGGGGAAGAAUCUGUUGUUGAGCAAAUUGGAGGCGGAGAUGGGAGCCGGAGCUGAGGUCAUGCAUCAGGUCGUGCCGCUGCUGGAGGCACGGUUCCACCGGUGCGUCGUCAAGAGCGUCGAGGUCAUCGAGGAGGUGGUCGCGGUGGCGCCCAUGCCGGUGCAGGUGGCAGCGUCGCCGAAGGCGGUUGUGCAGGAGUUGAAAAGAUCUUCUAAUGCUGGGGGUAGUGUAUCUGUGGAACCCCUGCAGUUUGUCCCAAGCAUUCGAUCUGGUAGCUUCGCUGAUAUUGGACCUAGGCGGUACAUGGAAGAUGAACAUAUUCGAAUUGAUGAUCUUUCUGCUCAUCUUGGUCCACUGCUUAUGUUCUCUGCACCUAGUGCCUUCUAUGGGGUCUUUGACGGGCAUGGUGGUUCAGAUGCAGCUGCUUACAUGAAGAAGCAUGCAAUGAAAUUGUUCUUUGAGGAUGCUGAAUUCCCACAAGCAUCACAAGAAGAUGAAAUGUUUGCUGAAUCUGUUGAGGAUUCAGUCCGCAAGGCUUUCUUGCGGGCUGACCUUGCUCUGGCUGAUGAUUCACUCAUCAACCGUUCUUCUGGAACCACAGCACUGACAGCAUUGGUCCUUGGAAGGCAACUUUUGGUUGCAAAUGCCGGGGAUUGCCGUGCAGUCCUUUGUAGGAAAGGCAUAGCAGUGGAGAUGUCAAAGGAUCACAGGCCAACAUAUGAUGCAGAGCGUCAAAGGGUUAUUGAAUCUGGUGGAUAUAUUGAAGAUGGCUACCUCAAUGGAGUUCUCUCUGUGACCCGGGCUCUUGGUGACUGGGACAUGAAACUGCCCAGAGGCUCGGCGUCACCCCUGAUCGCCGAGCCAGAGAUCCGCUGGACCACCCUCACCGAGGACGACGAGUUCCUGAUCAUCGGGUGCGACGGGAUAUGGGACGUGAUGACCAGUCAGCACGCGGUGAGCACGGUCCGCAAGGGGCUGCGGCGGCACGAUGACCCCGAGCGGUGUGCUCGGGAGCUCGCCAUGGAGGCGAAGAGGCUCGAGACCUUUGACAACCUCACGGUGAUCGUAGUCUGCUUCAGGUCCGAGUUCGGCGGGGGUCCCACACCCCUAGAGCCGGCAUCAAAUAGUAGGCUAAGGUGCUGCAAGAGUCUGUCUCCGGAGGCACUCUCGAAGCUGAGGCGAUGGCUGGACUCCGACCAAUAGACCAUUCUGCUGUAGAUGUGUAGAGGCCGGCCUCUGUUCCAUGCUGCAGCCGUGUAAAUAUCGGUGCUGAUGUUCGUCCCUCUAUUAAGGCUGUGCUUACAUGGCCAACAAUUUUGUUCCUGGCGGCGAGGCUUUUCCUCCUCCUGCUGCUGCUUUUGUUUUACACCAUUUUGUUGGAUGUACAUACCAUUGUUUUUUUCACUGUUGUCCGGCUCGCCAGGUGGUUUAUUCUGGUAACUAGUUUGCAGCCCCGUUGCCUGCUGGGGUGGAGUUUUUAGCA
Panicum hallii is the source of this 1791-nucleotide messenger RNA. RefSeq names its product probable protein phosphatase 2C 2. Lineage: Eukaryota; Viridiplantae; Streptophyta; Magnoliopsida; Poales; Poaceae. The transcript is spliced from 4 exons. Gene Ontology annotation, biological process: protein dephosphorylation. The record is from RefSeq and is a predicted model, not a curated record. The coding region runs from base 348 to 1511 and encodes 387 amino acids. Gene Ontology annotation, molecular function: cation binding; protein serine/threonine phosphatase activity.